AUGGCAGAACAGAUCAGCCAUAAGAAGUCUCUCAGAGUGAGCAGACUGAGCAAGGACCGUAGACUGCUUUUGAAGGAGUACUAUCAAUUGGAUGAGCCGCAAAGCGCCGAAGUUGAAACAGCGCCACCGAUGAAUGGCGAAGCCGCCGAAGAAACUGGUGCUGGAGAGUCGAAUAAAUCUGAUAUGGGGGAUAAACCCAUCGAUCAAUGCAAAUUUGCCGAUCUGAUGCGAUUGCACAACAGCUUGUUGAAGAAGGAAACCGAAACGAAUAACUCGAUCAAGAAUACGAUUUAUGAGAAUUAUUACGAUCUGAUCAAGGUAAAUGACUUGUUAAAAGAGAUGUCGCAAUCCAAUGAGCCUUUGCUCGAUCGUCUUAAGGAUUUGACAGGAUUAUUACAGGAGGACUAA
This is a messenger RNA of Torulaspora delbrueckii, 408 nucleotides long. It is a transcript of the gene VPS51, whose product is annotated as Vps51p. Bases 1 to 408 code for a protein of 135 amino acids. NCBI's taxonomy places the organism in Eukaryota, Fungi, Ascomycota, Saccharomycetes, Saccharomycetales, Saccharomycetaceae. The transcript has a single exon. The record is from RefSeq and is a predicted model, not a curated record.